GCAGGAGAAUUGAUUUUACACGGCCUAUAAUAGGAAAGGUGUUUAUGCACCGAAGUAUUGUUUCUGAUUUUUCGCUAGAGGUGGUUUGUAUCGGCAACUUGACAGCUUGUUAAUUCUUUUUUAGGAGUCUCAUUACCCUUUCUACAAAGUGCCAGGAGACACAUUUCUGGAACUGUGGUUCGGUCACCAGUGAUGACAUGGGUGUCGUUGGAAAUGGAACCUACAUGUAAUUUUUGUUUCGAAGUUAUCUUUGAGUGAAAUCUCUUUGUCAUUAAUACGGACAAAGCCAAUGCAAGAAAUACCUUAACAAUGGUGGACAAAUGAUGCCUUAGUGCUAAUAGAUAUGAUUGUGCAACUUAGCUGGAAUGUAAAACAAUAAUCCCUGACACGUGCAACUCAAUUCUUCUCCAAUGGGAUGUUCGGUAUCAUUACCUGUUCGCAAGAACCGGAGGGAGAUGGUGCCGUUGAAGAACCUGAAUAAUAAUGAACAUGCAUAUAAGACGUCUGAGAAGUCAGUGAGGUGUCGGGAGAGAAUGACCCCCAGGAAUUGGGUUAACAUUGUCAAUUCAACGCAAGGCGGGGGUGCCAGUAGACCCAGAUCUUCAAAAUCAAAACCAGAUUCAACAAAAUUGUUUGUUGAUGUAGAAUUCCCCGCCAAAGAUUCCUCCAUCUUUAAAAACAAAGCAGUCACCAAACAGGUGGUGUGGAAGCGGCCCUCUGAAAUUCGACCAAACCCAGUUUUAAUUUCUGAUGGAACUAGUCGCCAUGACAUGAAACAAGGAGAGUUGAAUAAUUGUUGGUUUCUUUCCACUUUGUCUGCCAUUGCUGAAAAACCCGAACUCAUAAGCAAGAUUAUUCCAAGUGACAACACUUUCGGGUCAUCCUAUUAUGACGGAAAAUUCCAUUGUCGCUUCUGGCAAUUUGGUAAAUGGGUGGAUGUUUACAUUGACGAUCUUCUUCCUACAGUCAAUGAUGAAAUUCUGUUUGCUCAUUCAUCGGAUCCUGAUGAAUUCUGGGUAUCUUUGGUGGAAAAAGCAUACGCCAAGCUCAACAAGUCAUAUGAGGCACUGGAGUAUGGUUUUGAGGCCGAUGCUUUCACGGACCUCACGGGGGGACUCGCCGAGUGGUACAAUCCUGCUGAACUAAAGGAACACGAUUUCUACCUCAUUCGGGCCGCUUAUCAGUGCGGUGCCGUGAUUGGUUGUUUGAGUGUGGAUAAAGAGGAUCGAGACGAUAGGGAGAAACGGGGCAUGGUGUCCAAUCAUUCUUACGUCAUAACUGCUGUGGAGGAAAUUCCGUACAAGUCGGGAACAACCAAACUGAUUAGAGUCCGAAACCCUUGGGGCGAUACUGAAUGGAAUGGUGCUUGGGGAGAUGGGAGUGACGAGUGGGACCACGUGACAAACGAAGUUAAAGAUCAGUUGGAGUUAUUAUCACGUGACGACGGAGAAUUCUGGAUGAACUACAACGACUUUCGGCGCGAGUACUGCAACAUGAUUGUGUGCAACUUGUCGCCAGAUUUUGAUCACGAUGGAAUAAGUGAUAGAGCAGAAUAUCAGUUGAGCUUUAAAGGUUCCUGGAAAGCGGAGCUAAAUGCAGGCGGCUGGUUAGAAUGCGAAUCGUUUUACCAGAAUCCACAGUAUCUCAUCAUCCUACACACCGACGUGGUCGUUCAGAGACGUUUCAAUGGACGUCUUCCAUUGAUUAUCUCCCUUCUACAAGUGUACAGAAGACAUGAUAAAUUAGACGGUGUCGGAUUGUUUGCAAUCGGUUUUGAAAUUUUUCAGUUGUACUCGAAGCCAUCGGGUGCCUUGGGCAGAACCUUUUUCGACAACAAUGACCCACUGAUGCCGGAAAACGAGGAAACGUACGCGGAAUACAGAGAAACAUCCGGGCGCUUCUUCCUAGAUCCGGGACAUUACAUUCUUGUGCCAACAACACAGCUGCCAAAUUUCGAACGAGAGUACUUAAUGAGGUUGUUUUCAGUCUGCAAAAUGGAAUGCAUUCCAAUAGCCAAUAGCUUACCCUGGGUACAUUAACACGUCAUCGUUUCGUCAUAUAGUUUGGUCAUCUGUGGAACUUCUUCCUGUGUGAUGUGAUGUAAAUAUCAAAGUUCACAUUCCGUACGGACAAUUAUGCAACACUUUCCAUUUGUGUCAAACUGUUUUAACGUUCAAAUGCGGUGUAAAUGGUUUUGUAAAUGUAUGAGAGAGAGAGAGAGAGAGAGAGAGAGAGAGAGAGUUUAUGUCCAUUCUAGUCUCAAAAUCAUGAAAAUCAAAUUACACAAUUUCAUUUCGCAAACAUUUCAUUAUCUCAAUACCAUAUCAUACAUGUAUUAAACGACAUUGCUGAAUGCUGUAUGUGAAUGCCAUUUAUUGUUAUAUUUACAAAAUGUACCUGAUCAUUAUUCAUUUAUAUCAACAUAUAUACGAACUCAGUGCCAUCUCAUUCCAGACCUGCACAGUGUAUUAGCUAUGCACUAAUAAAAUCGCACAUUUCAAGACUGUUUAUGUAUAGCAAAAAUGUACUUGUUAACCAUGUCAUGUAAUACUAAUACAGAAAAUUGAAUUUUUCUAUUUACCGUGUAAUAAUGAAAUAGAAAAAUCGAUGAAAUCGAUACAUGUAAGCUGACGACUAUUUCGACAAAAGAAUGUUAGCAGUAGGUAAGAUAUUCAGAAAUCAAAGUAUGUCACCUGUUCUUUUUCCUGAUGUGCCAAUUUUAAUAACCAGUAGAAAUGUUGAUAUAAAACACAGCAUUAAAACUUCCUAAAUUCUGAUUUACAAAAUAUACCCGCAUAUACAUACAUUUUAAUAUUCUUAGUAUUUAAGGCGUUGAAUUAGAAAUCAUUGCCUUCUUAUAUAAAUCAUUAGUCUACAAAAAGAAUACCCCAAAAUAUUUAUCAAGAAGUCAUCAAUGCAACAAUCAGGCUGAGGGUGCACACUGAAUAUCUGGAAAUGGCAAUUUUUUCAUUAGAUUUCUAGUUAAACGUAAAAUUGAAACAGAAAAAAAAAAAAUGAUUUUAAGCUCUACUUCAUCAUUAAUAUGCUGGAUGCAUUAUCCCUUUGAAAUAUAAACCAUUAUAAAGGGCAGAUAAUUCUUGCCUCUGCUUUAAAAAUUGUAAAUAUGAAUAGCCAAACACUGCUUUGAUUGACAACAAAAACAUCCAUGAAUGGGAAAACCACUGCUGUUUCUGAUAUACAUGUCAAUGAAUAAACCCAAUGAAUCUAAAUAAGUAGAUCGAUUGAUAUAUUCAUUCAGCAGUUUCUGAUUAUAAAGGAACAGUUAGAUUUAAUUACAUGUAUUUCAGCCGUAUCUAAUAUUGGAAAGUACAGUUUUGGAUAAACUGGUAUAUAUGCCUUUGAUAAAAUUAUUGAAUUUAUACUGAUUUUGUGAUUUGAAUACCAAUUCAUAUUGUACAGUAAAUAUGUGUGAAACUCUUAAGUCACAUCAUACUAAUAAAUGAAUGUAUUGGUCA
Molecule: messenger RNA, 3476 nt
Organism: Ostrea edulis (European flat oyster)
Lineage: Eukaryota; Metazoa; Mollusca; Bivalvia; Ostreida; Ostreidae
Product: calpain-9-like
Exons: 11
Coding region: 411-2039 (542 amino acids)
Biological process (GO): proteolysis
Cellular component (GO): cytoplasm
Molecular function (GO): calcium-dependent cysteine-type endopeptidase activity
Source: RefSeq, a predicted model, not a curated record